AUGACUUCUUCAGGCAUCUCAUCAGGCGCACUCAACGCCAAUAUGCAAAAUGGGAACAUGCCAGGACAGGGACAGCCAGUAGUCAUGGACGGGGCUCCUUUGAAACCCUCCAUUACUCGGUGGGAAACUGCACGGGAGGGAGACGAUCAGGCCGUUGAGAAUGUGUCUCCUCCAAUGGGACAGUUGCUCACUGGCAAGCAAGAGCACUACCUGAAGCGAGAGCUCGUCUCUAUGGAAGUCUUUGCUGAGAUACAAGAGCUCAACACACCGACAGCAUUGCAAAGAUUUGGUGCACCCUUCAGAUCGCCUUUAGGAGAAGUCUCCCCAGUCGAUUCCGAACUACCCAUACUGCGUUACAUCUUCGUCCACCAUGUUCGCAAUUUCCCCUUCCUUGACAAAGCCAAGGAGAAAGAGUUCUGGCAAGACAAGGUACAAAUCUUUCUCGAGUCUUUCGCAAGUAAAUAUAUUUCAUCCUCGGAAGACAGAUUGGAGGAGACCAAAAGACGGAAGCUAGCAAAGAAGGCCCACAAGUUGGUCGAGCUGAUGAUGGUUUCCGGCAUACCCACUGCCUCUGGUUAUGAGGAGCGUAUCAAGUUCGCAGAGAUGGAAGUAGUAGACAGAGGUGCCAACGAGCAGGGGUUGAUCGCCAAUAUGCCAGAGGGUAACUACAUCAAUGGCUGGGACAUCAAUGUUGCAGGUGUCAGGACUACAUCUGUCAAGCGUAGGGUGCGAUACCAUCAGCAUUCUGAAUUUCUCAUCCGUGUCAAAAAGCCUGAUCAGCCAGAGUACUAUAUCGGCAGGAGAUUUGGAGAAUUUGCUGCCAUGCACAAGCAGUUGCGAACCGAAAUGCCUGGCAAAGUACUUCCACCUCUGCCACGCAAGAACAAGUCAAGCACGUUUGCGACUCUGGGCGGAGACGAUGACAGUGACGCAUCUUCGGUAUCUUCUGUCUCUACCAUGGACACUACGCACACCGAAGGCCACUCGUCGUCGAGGAAUCUGCUUUCCCACCGACGCUUCAAGUCCGGUUCCAGUAGGCGGAGUAUUGGCGAUCUAUCGUCAGGAGCAUCGCCUCGUGGUAGCUCCGCGAGCAGCCGUGCCCCAAGUCCAGCACCAAUACGCCUGCAUCGGGAGGACCAGCGAGUUUCCCUGAGAGCUUUCCUGAGAACAAUGCUUCAGAAUCCUUACAUCGCCGAUUCGAGAGCGAUAAAAGACUUCCUAAACGCAAGACCUAUCAAGCUCAACGAGGAAGAACUUCAAGAUGUCGAAAAUCGUAAAGAGAUGGAUGCAAGACGCCUAGAGGAACAGCAGCAAUUCUACGACAUCGCCCGAAAACGUGCUGCGGAGCUCGAUGUGUACAUGGAAAAGUUUCGAAGGAGUAUUGUCGAGGCAAACGGACUCUCAAAAUUAUUCGCAGAGAUUCGACAGAAAGACAAGAUACAAGAUCUCAGCCCUGAAUAUCAGAAAUUCGCGGAGUGGCUACGAAUAGAGAUUGCAGCCACCAUCUACCACCUUUUCCUUGCGGAAGACAACUCGCCAGAACUUUUCGCACAAGCAAAACAGAUACAUUCAUUGCUGCCCUACACAGUCAUGAAGAACGUCAUCCGCAUUGCAAAUCCUGCAGCUGUCAUGUCAGGGGUUCUGGACCUUUUCUUGGCCCAACCUUUUGGCACGAGAUCAUUGCUCCAGAGGAUAUUUUCCACGACACUACACAAUGGUAUUCGUACUCAGCAGAAGUCCGUGGAUGCUGUCGCUUCAACUGUAGGCGAGUCUAUCUUUGUCCAAAAGUUGCAAUCGUUCGUCGAUGCUCCAGAGGACAUCAAGAAUGAAAUCCGGGCAGAAGCAGAGAGCGAGACUGUCGACUCAGUGGUUGUGAUAUUACGGUCAGACCACUUCGAGCCCCCACUAACUCCACCUCAGAUUCAGAAGAUAUUCAAUGCUUACGUUGCUUGGAACAGCGCGGUCGAGAACGUCGAUGUCGAACUCAAACAGGGAGCGGAGGAAUUCUCCAAAUUGAAGCAAUUACUGAAGCUCAUGACAAGGAAACGGGACAAGCAGAUGAUGGCGCAGAUGAUAGAGGAGCCGACUACCUUGCAGCUGUUCCGAGACCUAUUCACUGUCUUUUACGAACCUCUUGUCAGAGUGUAUAAGUCAGCAAAUGUUUAUAACAGCAUUACAGACUUUGCUCAGUUCGCGGAUGAUGCGAUCAAAACCGUGGAAACAGCACAACGGCAGGAUGUGUCGGCGGACCCAAACCAGACAGUGCAAUCAUUCAUUGAUUUGUGCCAGCGACACGAACACAAUUUCUACAAAUUCGUGCAUGAAGUGCAUGUUCAUGACAAUGGGCUCUUCGGCGCGCUCAUGGGCUGGAUCGAAGAGAUUCUCGAUUUCCUGCGGAAGGGUCCGAAAGGUGGCAAGCUCGAUAUGAAUGCCAUAUUCCGUGGAGCGCUUGACAUGAGACAAGUUGACAAGGAAGCAUGCAUUACCGAAAUCGACUCAUUGAUUGCAUGGCAGGAAGCAAGAAAGAAAUGGCACUCGGACAAGACCAGACAAAAGAUGGCUGCCGAGGGCAACAACCCGACGACCAUACCAGGAGUUGCUUCCUUCAAGAGCAGCGAUUUUGGAUUGCAUGAAGCUGACCUUGCCGAGCUCAACAUGGAUGACGAUGAAGACAUGGACAGUGAAGAGGAAGAAGCCGAAGACGACCUUGACCCCAUUGCCGCUGAACGAAGACGACGCAGCAGACAGCAGGAUCGCUUACGGCGUAGUGCUGGGGAGCCGGAGAAGCCUCCUAUACAAGAAAUACUGAAAAUGCAGCCUGCCUUCCUGGCUAUGCUGAGGACUGUGCUGGCCGACUGA
Molecule: messenger RNA, 2859 nt
Organism: Lithohypha guttulata
Lineage: Eukaryota; Fungi; Ascomycota; Eurotiomycetes; Chaetothyriales; Trichomeriaceae
Exons: 2
Coding region: 1-2859 (952 amino acids)
Molecular function (GO): phosphatidylinositol binding
Source: RefSeq, a predicted model, not a curated record